This is a messenger RNA of Guillardia theta CCMP2712, 1020 nucleotides long. RefSeq lists its product as hypothetical. The record is from RefSeq and is a predicted model, not a curated record. The coding region runs from base 1 to 1020 and encodes 339 amino acids. The transcript has a single exon. NCBI's taxonomy places the organism in Eukaryota, Cryptophyceae, Pyrenomonadales, Geminigeraceae.
AUGGCGAGAAGCUCCUCCAGCCCCUGCCGCGCUCGCAGCAAGAGACCGAGGGUCGAGGCCUCCGCAGGAGGAGGAGGAGCCGUCAAGGCAUGGCCGCCUGCCGACACUGAGGAGGGAGAGGAAGGCAGGAUACGGGAGGGAGCCGAGAGAGGGUCAUGCAAGGAGAAGCGCAAAGAAGAGAAGAGCCAGGAGAGAGAGAGUGGGAGCGUCUGCCCCCACGGCCGUAUACGAUCUCGAUGCAAGGAGUGCGGGGGAGCCAGCAUCUGCCCCCACGGCCGUAUACGAGGUACAUGUAAGGAGUGCGGGAGAGCCAGCGUCUGCCCCCACGGCCGCAAGCGAUCUGAGUGCAAGGAGUGCGGGGGAGCCAGCAUCUGCCCCCACGGCCGUAGGCGAUCUCGAUGCAAGGAGUGCGGGGGAUCCAGCAUCUGCCCCCACGGCCGUAUACGAUCUGGAUGCAAGGAGUGCGGGGGAGCCAGCAUCUGCCCCCACGGCCGUAGGCGAUCUCAAUGUAAGGAGUGCGGGGGAGGCAGCAUCUGCCCCCACGGCCGGAGGCGAUCUACAUGCAAGGAGUGCGGGGGAGGCAGCGUCUGCCCCCACGGCCGGAGGCGAUCUGAAUGCAAGGAGUGCGGGGGAGCCAGCGUCUGCCCCCACGGCCGCAUCUGCCCCCACGGCCGUCAGAAAGCUGGAGGCCGGAGGCGAUCUACAUGCAAGGAGUGCGGGGGAGCCAGCAUCUGCCCCCACGGCCGGAGGCGAUCUACAUGCAAGGAGUGCGGGGGAGGCAGCAUCUGCCCCCACGGCCGCAUACGAUCUCAAUGCAAGGAGUGCGGGGGAGGCAGCAUCUGCCCCCACGGCCGUAUACGAUCUGGAUGCAAGGAGUGCGGGGGGAGGCAGCAUCUGCCCCCACGGCCGUAUACUAUCUCAAUGCAAGGAGUGCGGGGGAGGCAGCAUCUGCCCCCACGGCCGCAUACGAUCUCGAUGCAAGGAGUGCAGGGGAGCCAGCAUCUGCCCCCACGGCCGUAG